This is a messenger RNA of Microplitis mediator, 5084 nucleotides long. RefSeq names its product UDP-glucose:glycoprotein glucosyltransferase (gene Uggt). Lineage: Eukaryota; Metazoa; Arthropoda; Insecta; Hymenoptera; Braconidae. Gene Ontology annotation, cellular component: endoplasmic reticulum. Bases 156 to 4706 code for a protein of 1516 amino acids. The transcript is spliced from 6 exons. Gene Ontology annotation, molecular function: UDP-glucose:glycoprotein glucosyltransferase activity. The record is from RefSeq and is a predicted model, not a curated record.
UAUUUAAUUUUGACAUACGAGGGCAUGAAAAAAUGUUUCGUAGCAUCAUCUGGAGUUGAUUGUGUGGCAACCGGCACGUGCGGUACUUGGAUUGGUCAUUGUCAUCAAUGAACAUUUAAUAAUUGCUCACCAUUUGAUCAACAUUAUAAAAAAACAUGUGGUACUUUCGUAUCAUUUGUUUGCUAUUAAUAUCAUCUUGCAUAGCAAUUGUUGAUAAAAAACACAAUAAAUAUGUCACGACAUUAAUUAAUGGAAAAUGGAAAGAUACUCCGAUUGUUUUAGAAGUCGCUGAGUAUCUCAAUGAUGAAAAUUCAAAUUUGUUUUGGAGUUUUGUUGACUUAAUUUCUAAGCAAGAUGAUGAUUUUAUCACCAAGGGUACUGACAAAGAAAUUUACGACAAAGUAUUGACUUUAGCCGAAAAUUUUGUAACACCAACUGGUCUAGCGGUUCUCAAGUUGUCUCUGUCUUUGAGAAUUUACUCAGCUCGCGUUGAAAUGUUUUCCCAAAUGGCUGAGAACAAAGAAAACAUUCCAGCCUGCAAUAAUUUUAUUGACGUCGGUGGUAGCAAAUUUACGUGCUCUGCUGAUGAAGUCGAAGAAUUAAUUAAAAAUUCAAAAGGAAACUUAGACACUUACUCAGUAGAUCACCAGUAUCCUGGAUCUUCAAAAGUUAAUAAAAAUGUAAUACUCUACGGGCAGAUGGGAUCGUCUGGGUUCAAUGACCUCCAUAACAAACUUAAAUCUAUUGCCGAUUCCGGUAAAAUAACUUACGUCCUCCGUCAUUACGUAAGAGACAGACCGGAUCAUAAUUUGCGACUGUCGGGUUAUGGAGUUGAGUUGCAAAUGAAGUCAACGGAAUAUAAAGCAACCGACGACGCUGAUAUCAAAGAUAGUUCUGGCAAAGAAUCAGAAGAAAGUAAUGAAGGAGUUGAAGAAAUUGACGGAAUUAAUUUCGGUGUAUUAAAAAAAUUAUAUCCCGACAAAAAGUCACAGCUCGAUGAAUUGUUGACUCACUUACUGGACACCAGUGACGAAGUCAGUGCAUUAAAAGUUUGGCAGUUCCAAGAACUGAGUCAUCAAGCUGCUGAAAGAAUAAUGAAAUCACCCCCGUCAGAAGCUGUCAAAGUAUUUACAGACAUCGCUCAGAAUUUUCCAAUGCAGGCUAAAUCAUUGAUAAGAACCAAAGUAAGCAACGAAAUGAAGAAAGAAAUGAAACGUAAUCAAGAAAUAUUUUUUGGUAAUCUCCAUAUUCAACCAACAGAAACAGUAUUAUUUAUAAACGGUUUAUAUUUCGAUAUCGAUGUAAUCGAUAUCUUAGCAUUACUUGAAGCUCUACGAGCCGAAUUACGAGUAAUGGAGGCAUUACUAAAAAUAGGAUUUAGCAAUAAAAAGAUGGAUAAACUUGUAGCGUUAGAUUUGUCCAGUAAUUUAGAUAAUCAAGACUUUGCAAUCGAUAUUAGAGACUCAGCAAUCAUGUGGAUAAAUGAUUUAGAGACAGACAAACGUUACCAGAAAUGGUCAUCAGCACUAACAUUAUUAAUAAAACCAAUGUAUCCUGGUACAUUACGUCAAAUACGUCGUAAUUUUUAUAACUUAGUACUGAUAAUAGACCCGCUAAGUGAUAAAAUAAAACAUUUAUUAAAUACAGUUGAUACAUUGAAUAAACACACGGCCCCAAUACGUGUGGGUUUCGUUUUUGUGACGAAUUUUAACACAUCAGUAACUGGAUUUACUGAUCCAGGUGUUGCUGUCAAUAACGCGUUCCACUAUUUGAUGGAAGAAAAAAAUUCAAUGGAAGCAUUCAAAUUUUUGUUGACGCUGCAGAAUUAUAUAAGCGGGGACAGCAUUGAUGUGUCGGACGUUAAAAAAGCUCUGCGUAUACGCGACCCUUCGGCAGAUAUUGAUGACAUAUUUGGUGAAGAAUCUCAGUAUGAUGUGGGACGUCAUCUAGCCAUGGAUUUUGUCCGGCGAACUGGAUUCAAAAGUUUUCCCCAAGUUCUUUUGAACGGAGCGCCACUGGGAAAUAUCGAUGAUGCGGAUGCUUUUGAAGAGACUGUUCUUACGACGAUAAUGACCCAGACUCCGAUGUUGCAGAAGGCUGUUUACAAGGGCGAGGUUGUAGAGUCUGAUGAUAUCGUUGACUUUAUGAUGAGUCAGCCCAAUGUCAUGUCAAGAUUAAACGACAGGAUUCUCCAGCCAGAAAAUAGUAAGUGGCUUAAUUUGAUUGGUGAUUUGCCGAAAAAUGAUGAAGUCUCGAGCUGGAACCAGCAGGAUACUGCCACCUGGUUGAUGAAAAAUUCAAAUUAUUUGGUCAUGCCGCGACGAGUUGCUAAGCAACAUCUCUAUUCUUAUUGGAUUGCGGUAGAUCUCGAGGAUAAAAAAGGACGGGAAUUAUUACGCGAUGCUCUUAAAUAUUUAGACUCAAAUGCUGAUGUCAGGAUAACAGUUAUCGUUAACAGCGCUGAUGAAUCGGUUGGUACAGAUUCAGAUGUCAGUAUUAAUACGAUUGUUUUAGCGGCAAUGGAAGCACUGGCUCAACAAAAAGUCGUUAAAUACAUUGACAACAUUUUGCAAGAAGACAAUGUCGCGUUGAUAAAAGACCGUAAGUUUGAUCUAAAUGACGACAGCUUAAAGGAAAAAUUAAAUAGCCAAGAAUUUAAACUAAAAGUACACAGACAUUAUGCCAAGACUGCAUUGAAAUUAGUCCCUGGAGACCGGGCAGUGGUUUGCAAUGGCCGUGUUCUUGGUCCUCUUGACAAAGACGAAGAUUUUACACGCGAUGAUUUUUCUCUGCUCGAACGUUUCAGCCACAAUACUUAUGGUGAGAAAUUGAUAAAAAAUUUACAAGCACUUCAGUCAGUUGACGACGAUGAUGAUGAUACCGAAAUUUCUGAUGACGUUAUCAUGCAAAUAACGUCACUACUUGUACUGCGUCCACAAACGUUAAACCGCUAUGACAUUCCGUACAGUGGAGAUGAGCACAGUGCCAUUAAAGUGCCAGCAGCAAAACCUAAUGAAGCUGCAUUCAAUUUAAUUGCAAUUGUCGAUCCAGUUUCCCGCGGCGCCCAAAAACUCGGUGCAAUUCUGAGUACAUUGCAGCAAUCAUUGAACUGUAAUAUCAAAAUAUUUUUAAAUUGUGUUGAUAAAAAUAGCGAUAUGCCUCUGAAGAGUUUCUACAGGUUCGUUUUUGAACCAGAAUUGCAAUUUAACGCUGAUGGACAACUGAUGGGUGCGCAAGCCAGAUUUACAAAAUUACCAACGUCGUCUUUGCUGACCCAGUAUAUGCACACACCCGAGAACUGGCUCGUCGAAGUCGUCAAAAGUGUUUAUGAUCUGGACAACAUAAAGCUGGACAAUGUCGCGAUGGGAGUUCACAGCGAAUUUGAACUGGAACAUUUACUACUAGAGGGUCAUUGCUUUGAAGCUUCAAUGGGAAAUCCACCAAGAGGAUUGCAAAUAACUCUUGGUACUGAAAAACAACCAGUUAUGGUCGACACCAUCGUGAUGGCUAACCUGGGAUACUUCCAACUGAAAGCUAAUCCUGGAGAAUGGUUACUUCGAUUACGUCAAGGAAGAUCUGCUGAUAUUUAUGACAUUCACUCGGUCACUGGUCAGGAUGUUAUCCAAGACAACAACGAAGUUAAGGUUCUUGUCAGCUCAUUGAAGAGCCACGUGCUGAAACUUAAAGUCUCAAAGAAACCUGAUAAAUUGCACACAGAUCUACUUGCUGAUGACGAUACACAGUCGGGCAUUUGGAAUUCUAUUUCUAGGACAUUUGGCUCAGAUGACACUGAAGAUAAAGAUGAGAAAAUAAAUAUAUUUUCUCUAGCUUCCGGUCAUCUCUAUGAAAGAUUUUUAAAAAUAAUGAUGGUGAGUGUAAUAAAGCACACAAAGUCACCCGUUAAAUUUUGGUUCUUGAAAAAUUAUCUAUCGCCGACAUUGAAAGACUUCUUGCCGCACAUGGCCAAGGAAUACGGUUUUGAAUAUGAACUAGUGCAGUACAAAUGGCCACGAUGGCUGCAUCAGCAAACAGAAAAACAAAGGACCAUUUGGGGAUACAAAAUUUUAUUUUUGGACGUACUGUUUCCACUGGAUGUUAAGAAAAUAAUAUUCGUUGAUGCUGAUCAAGUUGUCAGAGCAGAUUUAAAAGAACUAGUUAAUUUAGAUCUCGAAGGAGCUCCGUACGCUUACACGCCAUUCUGUGAUAGCAGAAAAGAAAUGGAAGGAUUCAGAUUUUGGAAACAGGGAUACUGGAGAAAUCAUUUGCAAGGACGUUCUUAUCAUAUUAGUGCGCUGUAUGUCGUUGAUUUGAAACGCUUCAGACGCAUUGCUGCUGGUGAUAGACUGAGAGGUCAAUAUCAAGCUCUCAGUUCAGAUCCCAACAGUCUGUCAAAUUUGGAUCAGGAUUUACCCAACAAUAUGAUCCAUCAAGUUGCUAUUAAAACCCUACCUCAAGAAUGGCUUUGGUGCGAAACCUGGUGCAGUGAUGGCUCGAAAAAAAGUGCUAAGACUAUUGAUUUAUGUAAUAAUCCAAUGACUAAAGAAGCUAAACUACAAGCGGCGAUGCGCAUUUUGCCCGAAUGGGUUGGAUAUGAUGAAGAAAUAAAAGCUUUGCAACUGAGGGUAGAAAAUGAAAAUAAACAACUUGAGAAAGAAGAAAAAGAUGAACAUGUUUCAGAAGAUAAUUCUAAACAUGAAGAGUUGUAAAUUAUAAGAAUUUAAAUCCAAUUAAAAGAAUAUAAUAGAAGCCAUAAAAAGUUGUACAAACUAAAAAUUUUUACAUCCCGAUUUAAAAAGUUUACUACAGUGGGUCGGGAAUUGUCAUUGACUGAUUUAAACAGCAGCAUUUAUAGACCGCAGCGAGUGUGAUUCAAGGUAAUAAGAGUAUUAAAAAAAAAAAUAAAAAAAUGUUCAUAAAUCAAUGAAAAUACUCUGUUCUAAUUUUUUGUAAUUUUAAUGAAUUUAGAUAAAAAAUCAUUGUUAAUUUUGACGAUCUUUUAUUUUCGUCACAUCGCAUUGUACAAUAUACGCUUUAGUUUUAUAAUAAUUAAAAUAAAAAAACACGAUUCUUACCAAAAAAAAAAA